Populus euphratica (Euphrates poplar) is the source of this 1236-nucleotide messenger RNA. RefSeq lists its product as uncharacterized. The record is from RefSeq and is a predicted model, not a curated record. Lineage: Eukaryota; Viridiplantae; Streptophyta; Magnoliopsida; Malpighiales; Salicaceae. The transcript is spliced from 5 exons. Bases 456 to 1007 code for a protein of 183 amino acids. Gene Ontology annotation, molecular function: microtubule binding.
AUUUGGAAGUUUGAUUUUCAAUUCCCGCUUCCCAUUUCCCAAUUUCCAAAUCUGAAAUCCCUAACCGCUACUAUUGCUGACAGCACCAACACCAAGAACUGAAGUAUAAUAAACUGAAAAGGGUAAAAUUUUGCUUUUACAUUUGUCUUUGUAAUGUAAUUGAAGAGAAAAAAACUGAAAUGUGAUUCGCGGAGGAGAAAAGAUUGUUCGCUUUGCUGCUUCUUCAACGCCCUGCCUAUUUUAUGUCUCCAGAUCUAAUCUCGGUAUCUGCUGCAUCCUUCUCCAAAUUAGGGUUUCUAAUUCUUUUCCUUUUUCAACUUCAAAUCCAAUGCCAAAGGUUUUGUACUUAGAAGAGACUUUGUUAGGUUCUAAAUCUGGAAAGUUAUAUACGGAAACUUGUGAAACUGACACCUUAUCUUCAUCAUUUCGUGGAACAUAACUGAAAGAAAUUGAGUAUGAAGUGCAAUGGGCAAGAUACUUGCAAAUCAAGCUCCUCAUCAUGUAUGGAUGUUAUGAUUGAUGAGGAAAGUGUUACCAUGGACAAACUACAUGUGCCCAAACUUAAUCUUGAGCCACAGCAGAUGAAGCGAAAGAAAUACAAUCUGCGGAAAAGCUUAGCAUGGGACAAAGCUUUUUUCACUGAAGAAGGUGUUUUAGAUCCAUUAGAAUUAUCAACACUCAGUACGAGAGUUGACAGGCCUGUGUCCCGUGGAGGGAGAGAGUUACUAUCCAGUGGUUUGGACUGCAUCAAUGAGUUACCAGAUAUGCAAGCACUUGAAGAUAAUUUGUUCAAGGAAUUGCCUCCAAACACUCUUGCCGAUGGAGGCAUGGCUGCUCGUGUCUUCUCUCCAAAGCCUGUUUCAUUAGCAAGAGAUGAAGCUGGCCCAGCUUCUGUGGCCAAGCGAAAAAUUCUUUCAGCAUCUAAUAUUAGUCAAAGUGCAUCCAAACGCAGUGGUUGCCCACGACCGGUGGCAUCAUCUUCAUAUCCUUUAGGUUCUGUUUUGUAAUAAAUAAUGAAACAAUGGAUUGUCCCCAUAGGCUUAUCAAUGUUGUUCUUAAUCUAUUUGUUCCUAUGGAAAUGUUAUUCUUAACUUCUUUGAACUCUUAGAAGGCCUCCCACUGCAAACAAAACUAAAGCGACAACAAAAGACUCAAAAGUUUCAAAACUAUUAGCUCCAAAGCCAGAUCCCUUGAAUGUCUAUACUGCUCCUAGAUCCAGCCACUUGAAACGUAAUC